Psilocybe cubensis is the source of this 777-nucleotide messenger RNA. RefSeq lists its product as uncharacterized. Lineage: Eukaryota; Fungi; Basidiomycota; Agaricomycetes; Agaricales; Agrocybaceae. Gene Ontology annotation, molecular function: hydroxyacylglutathione hydrolase activity. The coding region runs from base 1 to 777 and encodes 258 amino acids. The record is from RefSeq and is a predicted model, not a curated record. The transcript has 5 exons.
AUGAAGGUCGUACCGGUUCCUGUGCGCGAAGAUAACUAUGCGUACUUGCUCAUAGAUGAAUCUACCAACAAAGCCGCUGCCGUCGAUCCGUAUGAUGUUCCAAAGGUCGCGGCAGCCGCCCACGAACAUGGAGUCGAAAUCGUCGCAGGCAUCACCACUCAUCACCACUUUGACCAUAGCGGAGGUAACAAGGAAUUUGCAUCCAAGUAUCCAGACGCGUUCAUUUAUGGAGGCAGCGAUAAGGUUCCAGCGCUGACGAAUCUUGUCAAAGACAAGGAUGAGUUUACGAUAGGAAACAAUAUUCGCGUCAAAUGCCUGGCAACCCCCUGUCACACACAAGAGUCAAUUUGCUAUUACGUCACUGAUGCAGUUGAAGGCACUCAUCCUGGUGGUGUCUUUACUGGAGACACCCUCUUCAUCGCUGGCUGUGGCCGAUUCUUUGAAGGUGUUGGUGCAGAGAUGGUCCGAGCUCUCGAUUAUCUCGAAACACUCCCGCCAAAGACUAUCGUCUACAAUGGUCAUGAAUACACAGCUGGCAGCCUGGCAUUUGGAAAGCAUAUCGACCCUGAAAACCCGGCCUUAGCCAGACUUCAAGAAAUUACCAGGAACAACAAAAUCACCACUGGGCUAACUACCAUUGCAGACGAAAAAGAAUGGAAUGUGUUUAUGCGCCUUGAGAGUGAUGCUGUUAGAAAGGCCACUUCGGCGACCAGUGACACCCCCAAAAGUGCUAUUAUGGAUGCACUUCGAGAACAGAAGAAUAAAUUCAAGGGGUAA